AGAGGACCUGCAUACUUAUUACACAGUAGUCUGACGAAUGUAACAAAUUUUACAUUUCAUUUGAUUGUUGAUGACAUCAAAAUAUUGCACUACGGGAGAUAAUAAAAUUUAAAAGUAAUCAUUUGUGAGUUUGUUAAAAACAAAUUGAAACAACUGUUAUGGGUUCUGGACAAAGUGCUCGUAAACUUACUAUUGAUAAUGAAGAGUUAGGUGUUAUAACAAUAUCAGAAUCUGUUGCAAAACGAUUAGCUCAGACAAUAAAUAAUACAAAUGCUAAUGUGACAAAUGAAGUAAGAUCUGCUACUUUAACAAAACCAUCUACUGAAAAAAUUGUAACUUCACAAUUACCUCAAAGUGGUGAUAUACCGGUAAAUGCUGGAUAUCCCACAUAUCAUCAACAAUUAACUUUAAGUGCUCUUCAAAUACAGCAACAAAAUGAACAAGAAUUUUCUGAACAAGAUAAUUACUGGCAAAAACGCUUGGAAAAUUUGCAACAAAAAUAUUCAGAAAUUAACGAUAUCAUUAACACAGAACAUAAAAAAGCUACAGAGCAAUUAUAUAUGAAUGAUAAAAAAGUUGUAAAUAUUCAAGAUGCUGUUCAACCAUGUCAAAGUAGUUCUGAAAAAGUGUUCAACUGUUAUGAAAGUCACCCUAAAGAAAUUCUGAAGUGUGAUACUUUAGUAAAAGAAUUUUUUAAUUGCGUCGAUCAGCGUCGUGCACAUGUGAUUGCAGCACGUUGUUAAUGUGUUAUAAUAUUGAAUUAUGAGUAGUUUAAUUAAAUAUAAUG
Molecule: messenger RNA, 787 nt
Organism: Eufriesea mexicana
Lineage: Eukaryota; Metazoa; Arthropoda; Insecta; Hymenoptera; Apidae
Gene: Chchd3
Product: Coiled-coil-helix-coiled-coil-helix domain containing 3
Exons: 3
Coding region: 159-743 (194 amino acids)
Biological process (GO): inner mitochondrial membrane organization
Cellular component (GO): MICOS complex
Source: RefSeq, a predicted model, not a curated record